Molecule: messenger RNA, 2148 nt
Organism: Nomascus leucogenys (northern white-cheeked gibbon)
Lineage: Eukaryota; Metazoa; Chordata; Mammalia; Primates; Hylobatidae
Gene: DHRS7B
Product: dehydrogenase/reductase 7B
Exons: 7
Coding region: 344-1276 (310 amino acids)
Cellular component (GO): membrane
Molecular function (GO): oxidoreductase activity
Source: RefSeq, a predicted model, not a curated record
AUGUGCUCGGCGUCUUACUGGAGAGCAGAGCUCACUUCAGUGUGGCUGCUCUUCCCAGGAUUGAACGCUCAGGAGCCUGGUCUGAAGUCUCCAGCCUUCCUUCAGGUUUUAUUUUUACUAAAGCCAGCCUGUACUCUUUUAAACCAGGGAGCUGAAGGCUGGCUUCUGAAAAUACACCCCACAGGCCACUCUGCCGUGGCUUGUUCAGGCAUUCCAGGGAGGGCUUGUUGACCUGAAGGUGUCCUCUGGCCCAGGUCAAAAGACCGGAGAAGACACUGGCGCCAGGACCCGCCACUGGCAAGGUAGCUGCCAUCUGAGGAAGAGUCUGCCGAAGGUGAAGGCCAUGGACUUCUUCACCUCCACAGCCAUCCUGCCCCUGCUGUUCGGCUGCCUGGGCGUCUUUGGCCUCUUCCGGCUGCUGCAGUGGGUGCGCGGGAAGGCCUACCUGCGGAAUGCUGUGGUGGUGAUCACAGGCGCCACCUCAGGGCUGGGCAAAGAAUGUGCAAAAGUCUUCUAUGCUGCGGGUGCUAAGCUGGUGCUCUGUGGCCGGAAUGGUGGGGCCCUAGAAGAGCUCAUCAGAGAACUCACCGCUUCUCAUGCCACCAAGGUGCAGACACACAAGCCUUACUUGGUGACCUUCGACCUCACAGACUCUGGGGCCAUAGUUGUAGCAGCAGCUGAGAUCCUGCAGUGCUUUGGCUAUGUGGACAUACUUGUCAACAAUGCUGGGAUCAGCUACCGUGGUACCAUCAUGGACACCACAGUGGAUGUGGACAAGAGGAUCAUGGAGACAAACUACUUUGGCCCAGUUGCUCUAACGAAAGCACUCCUGCCCUCCAUGAUCAAGAGGAGGCAAGGCCACAUUGUCGCCAUCAGCAGCAUCCAGGGCAAGAUCAGCAUUCCUUUUCGAUCAGCAUACGCAGCCUCCAAGCACGCAACCCAGGCUUUCUUUGACUGUCUGCGUGCCGAGAUGGAACAGUAUGAAAUUGAGGUGACCGUCAUCAGCCCCGGCUACAUCCACACCAACCUCUCUGUAAAUGCCAUCACCGCAGAUGGAUCUAGGUAUGGAGUUAUGGACACCACCACAGCCCAGGGCCGAAGCCCUGUGGAGGUGGCCCAGGAUGUUCUUGCUGCUGUGGGGAAGAAGAAGAAAGAUGUGAUCCUGGCUGACUUACUGCCUUCCUUGGCCGUUUAUCUUCGAACUCUGGCUCCUGGGCUCUUCUUCAGCCUCAUGGCCUCCAGGGCCAGAAAAGAGCGGAAAUCCAAGAAGUCCUAGUACUCCGACCAGCCAGAGCCAGGGCAGAGAAGCAGCACUCUUAGGCUUGGUUACUCUAUAAAGGACAGCUGCAUUUGUUGAGACUUUAAUGGAGAUUUGUCUCACAAGUGGGAAAGAUUGAAGAAACACAUCUCGUGCAGAUCUGCUGGCAGAAGACAAUCAAAAACGGCAACAAGCUUCUUCCCAGGGUGAGGGGAAACACUUAAGGAAUAAAUAUGGAGCUGGGGUUUUACGCUAAAAACUAGAAAUAAACAUCUCAAACAGUAAGAGUUGUCGUCUUCUAGGACUAGAACCUUGUGUCCUUUGAAUUCUCGCCCUGCCAGCUCCUAGAAAUUAUUUCAACCUUGGAAUCAGAUGUUAUGUCACCUGACCCAGUUGUUUCUGUAUUUGACUUAAACCUAAUUGUUGUGGCAGAAAGACCACCUCCAGUACUGAGGGGAGAAAGUUGUAGUUUCAAGAAGUCAGUAGUCACGCCCAUUUCCAGGUCCCUAUGAUAUCUCAUCCAACUUAAAAAGUGGGCCACUAUGUAAUGGCUUAUUUGGUGUAUCCCAAGGGAUGCCUGCUUUAGCACCUCAUAGGAAUUCCUGUUUCUCUCUUAACUCUCACCACAUCCCUGUAGGAUGCCAGGCACCACUCCAAGCAGAAGGUGAACUUACUAAAGAGAGGGCAGCCAAAAGGGAGAGGAGGACCCUGCGUGGCCCCGUGCAUCCUCUAGAAGCGAAACCAUCAAAUUGGCCAGCUGGGCAGACUCUACAGCAGCCCCUGGUCUGGUGGAAGUGAACCAUUUGUUAGCUGUAACUAGUUGGAUCAUAGCCAGAAAGAAUGCCUGUUUCUGCCUUUCUGAUUUAUUAAAAAUACAUGGUUGAGGCUCA